Helianthus annuus (common sunflower) is the source of this 1294-nucleotide messenger RNA. RefSeq lists its product as uncharacterized. The coding region runs from base 67 to 1041 and encodes 324 amino acids. The transcript is spliced from 8 exons. Gene Ontology annotation, molecular function: DNA binding. Lineage: Eukaryota; Viridiplantae; Streptophyta; Magnoliopsida; Asterales; Asteraceae. The record is from RefSeq and is a predicted model, not a curated record.
UAAACCCUAGCCCUAGGUUCUUCUUCCAACACGCACCACCCACUGGUUUCAAUCAGUCAUCAAAACAUGCAGAAAUCAACAAUCUGCAGCAGCGCCUCUUCUACCAUGAAGGCCCUUGAUUCUACUACCAUGGACACUGGUUUCUUUUUCGACUUACACAUGAACCAAACCAUUUCUUUAGACAAAACGAGGAAAAACACUCAUAAACAUCCGUGGGAAUCUAAACCCCAGCAUAAACAGAUUAUUAUUAUGUCAGAUAAGCAGCCACACAAGUCUUCAGGGAGAGGGAAAAGAACACGUGUGUGUGAUAUUUACAAUAAUGCCGAAGAUCAAUAUAUGUGUUUGGAGAGAGCAGGAAUGUUAUUGGAACGUUUAGGUACCGCGUUACCUACCUUUGCCAAGUGUAUGCUACCGUCUAACGUUGCCUAUAGUUUUUGGCUGUUUCUUCCAAGCAAAUUUUGUAUUAUGCACUUGCCAGAACAUGAUACAACGGUUACUCUGGUGGAUGAGUCUGGAACAGAGUUCAAAACAAAGUAUUUGAAGGCGAGGCAUGGCUUAAGUGGCGGUUGGAAGGGAUUUUCUUUUGCUCAAAAGUUACUACCGGGCGAUAUUCUUUUUUUCCAUCUAGUUGGAACCUGCAAGCUACAGGUGCAUAUAGUAAGAAGAUAUGGAAUAGAAGCUGUAGAAGCCGCUGUUUGUCUAAUGGAAAUGCAUCCUCGGGUUAAAAGAAAGCGGGCUUUAACCUCUGAAAAACUGAAGCAUGAAAAAGUAAAGGUAAAAGGUAAGAGGGCGAAGAGAUACCCAAAGAAGCGUGUAAUGGGACCACCAGUAUGGCGUUUCGCCCAAAUGGAUACCAAUGAAGAUGGUGACCGAUGUGAUGAUACUAGCAACGCGUUCAGUUCUAAUGUUGUUGAAGGGUCUAGCAGCAAUGAUUCGCAACAUGACCAGCGUGGCUGCGGUGCACCAAAUUUGUGCUAUGAAAACGGAAUCAACUGUGGGUCAGCGGCCCAAAGGAUAUAUUGUCCUACUGUUGCAAACUAAACACAAAGCUACAUUCAGUUAGAAAUUUUGGGGGUUGGAAUAGGAAUUCUUUUGUUUUUUGAAAAAAAAAAAGUAAAACUAAAGCAUGGAUAUGAAAGUAUGGUAGCUUUUACAGGCAUAUAUCUGUAGGAACUGACUCAAUUUUGGCCUUGUAUUAUGAUAUGGUGAAUAGGGUUAGAUACAUUUGGGUUGUUAGGAACUAGAUCAAUUACAUAUUAGCAUGAUCUUUCCCUUUUAUAUCUAUUUCAUCUCA